This is a messenger RNA of Striga asiatica, 528 nucleotides long. The record is from the annotation of a GenBank genome assembly. NCBI's taxonomy places the organism in Eukaryota, Viridiplantae, Streptophyta, Magnoliopsida, Lamiales, Orobanchaceae.
AUGUCAAUUAAUGGUAAAGUUGUGCUGCACAUGAACAGUAGAAGUUUAAUUCACUAUAAAUACUCCUCGUAUCUCAUUCAUGAGGGGGAUCGAAAAGCAAAUCUUAUCGUUAACGUCAAAAACGCCGAAAACCCGGCUAAAAAAUACCUCAAUACCGUAUUGAACAAAGAACCUGGAAGAAAGGAAGAUGGUCGACCAGAUGGAGGCCCGAAUAUGAAGACAAGGUUUCCGAGAAGUUCCUCUCGAGUUAAGAAACGUAGCCGCAUGUCGCCAAACCGAUUAGAACAAGUGAUGGACGACCACAACCUAGGAGAUCAUCCCCAACUCGGCUCAAGUUGUUUAGAUCAAAAUGAACAUGAAAACGCUGUUUUCGAUAUACACUUGAAUACCAUCUAUCUUAACGACUACGAUCGCGACAUGGCCAUUGAGCGAAGAGUUCAGCAUAACUCUCGCACCCUUGACCAAUUAUAUGAGGACUACCGGCCCGAAGAGCGACGUAUAGUGGCUUGCAGAAGGAGCGGAAAUUGA